Molecule: messenger RNA, 2380 nt
Organism: Phytophthora nicotianae INRA-310
Lineage: Eukaryota; Oomycota; Peronosporomycetes; Peronosporales; Peronosporaceae
Exons: 5
Coding region: 102-1868 (588 amino acids)
Source: RefSeq, a predicted model, not a curated record
GGUUGACGUAAAUUCUGGCAGAUUCAAGUUUGGCCCCAGGUCAUCGAUGACCAUGCGCGAAGAAAUGGUGGAGAACGGGCUCAAGUUCCUGCAGCACCCAAAUGUGCAGGUGCGCCUUGUGUUAUGUGGUUUACUGUGUGUCUGUUACCUGUCCUGACGCUACAAAUCCACAGUCCACGCCGCUGUCGGAGCGUGUGUCAUUCCUAGAGGGCAAAGGCAUGACCAAAGAGGAGAUCCAAGAGGCGAUCGAGCGCCACCAGAACGGCGGGACAGCAACCUCUACAACGUCAAUAGUACAGACAGUAGCUCCACAGCAGCAGCAACUACCAACGGCAGCGCCGAUGAUGAUGAGUGCAGCUGCGCCUAUACAGAUGAUGCAACGACGAGCAAGAUAUCCUGCUUACGUUCGAGUACUGUGGACGGUGUCAUCGCUAGUGGGUGCGGCCUCGAUCCUUACAUUCCUAUGGAACUACGCCGUGCAGUCGGGCUACAUUCCGUGGCUGCGACCGAUGCCGCCUCUACUGGAGGCUGCUAAGGUACAGGAGGAGAAAGAGCAGGAAGCGAAGAAAGACGAGGCCUUGCUUGCUGAGCUUUCGAGUGUGUCGUCAGCUAUUCAAAAACAGACAGAAGAACUGUCCAAGUUGAGCUCGUCUUUGGAUGAGAAGGAGCGCGACUUGCAGAGCAAAACGUUAUUGACCACCCAGAUUUCCAGCGCACUGGCUGAACAGAGCAAUGCACAGUCUAUCGCUGAGUUGAAGGCUGAGAUUUCGACGCUGAAGACGCUUUUGCUUUCGAAGAAGGCAGAGAACUCUGACGAGUCGAAUGUGAAAUUGGAGAAGGAAGGCAACGGACACACAAAGAAGCAAAGUGUUACAACCAUCGGAAGCAAUAAUACCGAAGCAGCCACAACUUCAGGCAACUCGCAGCAACCGUCCGUAGUUCCACAAGUAUCCAAAGCUGAGCGGAUGGAAAUGGCACUGAAGAAGCUCCGCACUGAGAACUCGCUGGAACAACUCAAGCUGGCAGCGGGCAUUCUCAGCAUGUACGUCAAGAACCUCGUCGAGAACCCAGACGUGCCUCGUUAUCGCCGUAUUGCCCCUGGUAAUGCAAACUUCAAGCAAAAGAUUGAGCCUCUCAAGCAUCACGAGGAGCUGCUCAAGUCCAUUGGCUUUGAGACGACAGGUCUUAACAUGGAGUGGAAAUGGCAUACAGCGAGCAAAACGACUGGUGCAUUCGAUGAGAACAUCGCCAUUCUUCGCGCGCUACUGAAGGCUCUGCAGUCUCUCACCAACCCGAAGUCGUCUUCCAAUCUGUCGCUUGAGGAGAUAGCACGCGCUAGUCUUGAAGAGUUUUUUGCGGAACAGGACAAGAAGAAACAAGAGGUGGCCUCUGCCACGACUACUACGUCUACUAUCAUAACGUCCAACACCGUCGAAGAGAAGCGUCCAGCAGUGCAGAGCAGCAAAAGUAUGUUCGGUGCCCCGUCAGGUUCCACCUCUACGAGUCUCGAUGCAUUUAUGGCACGUCUGGAGCAACAAACCAGCGUUAACAGCAUCGCCAACGCUGAUGUAAACAUGAAGACCUCUUCCUCCAAUACUGUAGCUGCUAGCGCGGCAGCCGCACGUGAUGGCGAGGAGAAGAUGCCGGUCGCCGUGGCCAGUUCCAUCUCUCCGACGGUGACGGCAGGCGGACCGUCAUAUCCCGAGUCUUUUAAAGAAGUGAUGGAUCUCAUUCAGAAGGGCGAGACGGUGCCGGGCAUCCGCGACAUUGAAGACAAACUGUCCGUCGACUCGAGCGAGCUGCUGAGCCAGCAGAUGAAUGCCGGAGAAGCGGCAGCAGCAAAGCCAUGGGAAAAGAUCAAGGCAUAGCUCCAACUAAGCGGAUAAAGUGUUGAUAAUGAAAGGCAUGCUUGUCAAGGGUGCUGGAGUGAAGUGCAUGUGUCUUGAAGUUCGCUCACCUCCGCGCAAUUAAGUGAGGUGAUACAAAAGGCAUGUCGGACGUGGGUUACACAUGAAAAAAUGUACCGGUAGUUCUCUGCCGGCCGCCGAGUUGUAUCGAUUGAAACGGCGUUCCUCGAUAGCAACGCGAUGGUAAUACUGCAUACAUUCAACGCGCUCUGCCGCGGCAGGAAGGUCAGCAGCAUCUCCACAAAUUGUGAGUCACAAUCUUUGCUGUUGCGUGGCAGUGUGCUUCAACACAGUUGACCAUGGGAGAAAACCAGGUGGCAAUAUUGCAAGUCUGUCCGUCGCAGUGAACGAAAAUGCACGCACAACACAGUGCCAUGGAGCCUCCGGGCUGAUCGUUCGAAGCUCGACACCACGAGCGCCAAUCGAGCAGAUCACCGCGCACUUGAUCCGGUUUUCCUGGGUUCUAGUCCUUG